Molecule: messenger RNA, 2286 nt
Organism: Xyrauchen texanus (razorback sucker)
Lineage: Eukaryota; Metazoa; Chordata; Actinopteri; Cypriniformes; Catostomidae
Product: serine/threonine-protein kinase Sgk1-like
Exons: 14
Coding region: 297-2093 (598 amino acids)
Biological process (GO): protein phosphorylation
Molecular function (GO): ATP binding; protein serine/threonine kinase activity
Source: RefSeq, a predicted model, not a curated record
AGAGCAGAGGAGAGGAAGGUGCUGCUCUCUGAUUGCAGCAUUCUCUCACAUUCACAAGGUGUGUGCUCUAUUCCAUCUCAAUAUCUCACACAAACACACACACGCAUAGCCUUGGUGCUGCAGAGAUACAGAGGCAUGCAGUGAGGUCCAGCAGCAUCAUACAGACAGAGCCCACAAUAUCAGUGCAGCAGCUAUACCAUCGGUCAGCAGUGACGAUCAUAACAACCUGGACCAGGGAGGACAGCAUCACAGGCAUCACACUGGGGACCACAGAGUGUGCGGGCCGGCCAGAGGCCAUGCGGCUGGUCCAUAAUGCAGAGAAGCAAUCUUUCUCCUUUAAGAAGUGCUCUGCCUUCCAGUUUGUCAAGAGAAAGGUUCGCAGAUGGAUGCGAAAUCCAAAGGUGAACGUGGAGAAGGCCCAGACUAAAGGUUACCUGUCACCAUGUCCAAAAUGUCAAGAAGGGCAGAAUCUGUGGUACACACACAUCCCUGCACCGUACGGCUACUGUCAUUACAGUCCUGGAGGAUACUAUCUCCCUCACCCCCCUAGCCCUCUCUGUCAGCCCAGUGCCCCAUGCACACCCUGCCAGUCAGACAAGAACAAGACAUGCAAGGCAAGAAAAUGGAAAAUGCUCAGUCGUUAUCACGGUGAUAAUAAUGUGAAGGAGGCAGAGACAGAGGCACAUGUGAUCUGCCCCUGGACAAUGUCACCACUGCUGGGAAGUCCUGUACUGCUGGAAUGUUGCAUCUGCAAUGGACCCUUCAUCACGUAUGGGAAUGAGGAGGCAUGGCAACCCCGUCAACGCACACAGGCAAUGGACCUCUACUACCAUGGAGAUCCUGAGUCUGAUUAUUCCUGUCCGUCGGACACCACGUUUAUGAAACAGAGGAAGAUGGGGCUGAAUGACUUCAUCCAGAAGCUUUCCACAAACAAUUAUGCAUGCAAACAUCCUGAGGUUCAGUCCAUCUUGAACUUGGCACCUCCACAAGAUGCUGAGCUGAUGAACAGCAACCCUUCCCCACCGCCUAGCCCUUCUCAGCAGAUCAACCUUGGUCCCUCUUCCAACCCCACUGCUAAACCCUCAGACUUCGACUUUCUCAAAGUCAUUGGAAAAGGCAGCUUUGGCAAAGUUCUGCUGGCCCGACACCGUAAUGAUGAGCAGUCCUAUGCAGUCAAGGUGCUGCAGAAGAAAGCCAUCUUGAAGAAGAAAGAGGAGAAACACAUUAUGUCAGAGCGAAACGUGUUACUGAAGAAUGUCAAGCAUCCAUUCCUGGUGGGCCUGCAUUAUUCCUUUCAGACUGCUGAUAAACUCUACUUUGUACUGGACUACAUUAAUGGAGGCGAGCUGUUCUAUCACUUACAAAGGGAGCGAUGUUUUCUGGAGCCACGUGCACGGUUUUAUGCUGCUGAGAUUGCAAGCGCCUUGGGGUACCUACACUCUUUGAACAUUGUGUACAGAGAUCUGAAGCCUGAGAACAUUCUUCUGGACUCACAAGGACACAUCAUCCUGACCGACUUCGGCCUCUGCAAAGAGAACAUAGAACCCAAUGGAACGACAUCUACAUUCUGUGGGACGCCAGAGUAUUUGGCACCAGAGGUCUUGCAUAAACAGCCAUAUGACAGAACGGUAGACUGGUGGUGUUUGGGUGCAGUGCUGUAUGAAAUGUUAUAUGGCCUGCCUCCAUUCUACAGUCGUAACACAGCAGAAAUGUACGAUAACAUCCUGAACAAGCCACUGCAACUCAAACCCAACAUCUCCAAUGCUGCCAGACACCUGCUGGAGGGUCUGCUGCAAAAGGACCGCACUAAGAGACUGGGCUUCUCUGAUGACUUUAAUGAGAUCAAAAACCACAUGUUCUUCUCUCCCAUAAACUGGGAUGAUCUGAAUGCCAAGAAGUUAACUCCCCCCUUCAACCCUAAUGUGACGGGACCUAAUGACUUACAGCACUUUGACCCAGAGUUCACCGAUGAGCCAGUGCCAAGUUCAAUUGGCUGUUCCCCAGACAGUGCUCUUGUCACAGCCAGCAUUACUGACGCAGCCGAGGCUUUCCUAGGCUUCUCUUACGCCCCUGCCAUGGAUUCCUAUCUGUAGCCCAUCGACUAAGAAUCGGCAUUUCAUAGACUCUUACCUGUAGUAGCUCAUUACCAUGGAAACACUGUUCCAUGGAAUCACACCUGUAGUGCAUCACUAUGAGAAAGAUAACCCAGUCUCAUUUUCCUGCCUCCAGAUGGGGGUAUUUGCACAUAGCGUAACGGCAGCUUAGAAGGCCUUUGUUACAAGAGGC